Molecule: messenger RNA, 327 nt
Organism: Mobula hypostoma (lesser devil ray)
Lineage: Eukaryota; Metazoa; Chordata; Chondrichthyes; Myliobatiformes; Myliobatidae
Product: thioredoxin-like
Exons: 1
Coding region: 1-327 (108 amino acids)
Cellular component (GO): cytosol
Molecular function (GO): protein-disulfide reductase activity
Source: RefSeq, a predicted model, not a curated record
AUGGUGGUGAAACACGUGGAGGAUGCCUCGCAGUUCCAGACCCUAUUGAGCCAGACGGAGAAGCUUGUGGCCGUCAUGUAUUCGGCCGAGUGGUGCCACAACUGCCGGAUGAUCCGCCCGCACUUCUACAACCUGUCCGAGCAGCUCACCGGCGUGACCUUCGUGGAGGUGGACGUGGACGACGCGGAGCCGCUGGCCCGCUCGGCCGGCAUCACCUGCAUGCCCACCUUCCACUUCUUCAAGCGGUCGAAGAAGGUGGGAGAGUUCUCGGGGACGAAGCGGGAGAAGCUGGAGCGCCUACUGGAUGAGCUGACCGAUAAAAAUUAG